AUGUUCCGCCGUCCCUCUUCUGCCACUGUCAGGAACUUUUCCUACGCACGGCCCUUGUUUAACAGCACACAACAGCAGCAUCAUCAUCGACUUCAGCAACACCUUCUCCUCUCACUCAACAAUCGGAAUGUGGGAACAGGACCAGCCGGAAUCUUAGCAAGAGAAGGGGCAGCAUCCCCGCAAUCCCCGCGUUCUUCCUCCUUCUCCACGACAUCGGCGUCCAGAUCUCCCGCUCUGGCCCCCCCGGAUCAUCUCGAUCCAAAGGAGCUGCACAUCUUCAAUAAGCUCGUAACAGAAUUGUCACCUUCCAGGCUAGAGGUUCAAGAUGUUUCCGGCGGCUGCGGCUCAAUGUAUGCCAUCGAGAUCGCGUCGCGGAGUUUUAAGGGUCUACCCGUGGUAAAGCAGCAUAGGCUGGUCCAGGAGGUCCUGAGUGAGGAAAUCAAAGGAUGGCAUGGUGUUCAAUUGAGGACCAAGGCCGAAUAG
This is a messenger RNA of Morchella sextelata, 483 nucleotides long. RefSeq lists its product as uncharacterized. The record is from RefSeq and is a predicted model, not a curated record. Lineage: Eukaryota; Fungi; Ascomycota; Pezizomycetes; Pezizales; Morchellaceae. The coding region runs from base 1 to 483 and encodes 160 amino acids. The transcript has 2 exons.